UGAACUAAAAAAUCGGGGACUAUCGCUCCCAAACCCCAUAAAAAUCGGGGACUAUCGCCUCCCAAACCCCAUAUAAGUUGAGCCUGGAACUAAAUUCCUGUGUCGUUCACGAGUCCACACAUCAUACACUAAAUUCUCUCCCAAACACACAGACACGUAGAGAGAUGGAGUACACUAGGAAAACUUUAAACUUCAAAGUGGCGAGGAAAAACCCAGAGCUCAUAACUCCGGCAGAGCCAACGCCUCAUGAAUUGAAGCUACUCUCUGAUAUCGACGACCAAGAGGGCCUCCGUUUCCAAACUCCGGUGAUACAAUUCUACCGAAGCAACCCCUGUGCGGCAGGUAAGGACCCUGUGAAGGUGAUCCGCGACGCCAUUGCCAAGGCCUUGGUUUUCUACUACCCUUUUGCGGGGCGGCUGAGGGAGCGUGGGGACCGGAAGCUGGUGGUGGAGUGCACCGGAGAAGGGGUUGUGUUCGUUGAGGCUGAUGCUGACGUGGCACUGCAGCAGCUCGGGGAUGCCCUCUAUCCGCCGUUCCCAUAUUUGAACAAGCUGCUUCACCAUCUCCCUGCCACUGCGGGAAUCCUCCAUUGUCCUUUAUUGCUUAUUCAGGUGACACGGCUGACAUGCGGCGGGUUUGUGCUAGCCAUCCGCCUGAAUCAUACGCUGAGCGACGCCGCUGGAAUAGUCCAAUUUAUGUCAGCCAUGGGCGAACUCGCCCGCGGAGCUGAGGCCCCUUUGAUUCAACCUGUUUGGGAAAGGCACCUCCUGAGCGCCCGUAACCCUCCGCGCAUGACAUGCACGCACUACGAGUACGGCGACAAUACUGAAGGGAGCACAAUCCCAGCUGACAACAUGGUGGAGCGCAGCUUCGUCUUCACUGCCGCCGACAUCUCCGCCCUCCGCAGCAUCUUACCUCCGCACCUCGGCCGCUGCACCACUUUUGAGAUUGCGGUGGCUUGCACUUGGCGCAGCCGGGCAAUCUCCCUCUAUCAAGACCCCAACGAAGAGAUCAGAAUCUCAUGCUUAGUGAAUUGUCGGAAGCUGUUCAACCCGCCGCUGCCGGAGGGGUACUACGGAAACGCUAUUGUGUACCCGGCGGCCGUCACAACGGCAGAGAGAUUAUGCACAAAUCCGUUACAGUACGCGGUGGAGUUGGUGAGAAGCACGAAAGCACAGGCGGCGGAGGAGUACGUGAGAUCAGUUGCGGAUCUGAUGGUGAUGAGCGGGCGGCCGGCUUUCAGAGUGGCGGGGACUUAUAUAGUGUCUGAUUUAAGGUGGGCUGGUUUUAGCAAGGUGGAGUUUGGGUGGGGCCCGGCGGCGUACGGCGGCCUUGCCCAAUGCGGUAUUGAUUUGGUGCCUGGAGUAGUUAGCUAUGCUCUACCUUAUCAGGAUACAAAGGGAAUGGUGCUGACCAUGAGCUUACCGCCAAACGCCAUGGACAAAUUCAUAAAUGAGCUUCACAAGCUGCUCGGAAAAGAGUGACACACUUUAAAACUUAUCUCACAAAUCAUUUAUUAAUUACCUAAAAAUCACUUGAUGGCCACCAUUUCUCUACCUUACACGCAUCCCUCAAUAUUUUCUUAAAAUUCAUGUCCUUCCAUCCACACCACACUUAUUGUAUACGGAUGGAAUAUUAAACUAUCCAUUUCUUAUUAUUAUGUAAAAUAAUACUCCCUCCGUCCCGGUAUUAA
Messenger RNA from Salvia miltiorrhiza (redroot sage), 1693 nucleotides. Its product is annotated as benzyl alcohol O-benzoyltransferase-like. The transcript is spliced from 2 exons. The coding region runs from base 165 to 1484 and encodes 439 amino acids. Lineage: Eukaryota; Viridiplantae; Streptophyta; Magnoliopsida; Lamiales; Lamiaceae. The record is from RefSeq and is a predicted model, not a curated record.